AAACUGAGAGUCAGCAUGUCAGGUACACAUUCACACCAGGUAACCAGUUUAUUCUUGGGAAAUCAUUCAUUUCGCCGGCCACGCGGGAAGAAAGAAUAUCAACAGAUUUUUACUAGCGGAGAGGCUCUCUCUCUUCCCAGAGUUCAGUGUCCCAACCACCCCGAUGCCAUACUGGUGGAGGACUACAGAGCAGGGGACAUGAUUUGCCCUGAAUGCGGCCUUGUAGUAGGUGACCGUGUCAUCGACGUGGGCUCAGAGUGGAGGACGUUUUCUAACGAGAAAGCCCUCAAAGAUCCAUCUAGAGUGGGAGACGCCCAGAACCCACUGCUCAAUGGAGGCGACCUAACCACCAUGAUCAGCAAGGGCACAGGCGCAGCUAGUUUUGACGAGUUCGGUAACUCAAAGUACCAGAACCGGCGGACCAUGAGCAGCUCUGACCGGGCCAUGCUCAACGCCUUUAAAGAGAUCAGCACCAUGGCUGAUCGCAUCAACCUGCCAAGGAGCAUCAUAGACAGAACAAACAACUUAUUCAAGCAGGUUUAUGAACAGAAGAGCCUGAAGGGGCGAGCCAACGACGCCAUUGCUUCGGCCUGUCUCUACAUCGCCUGCAGACAAGAAGGUGUACCGAGAACAUUUAAAGAGAUCUGUGCCGUCUCCCGGAUCUCUAAGAAGGAAAUCGGCAGAUGCUUCAAGCUGAUCCUGAAGGCGCUGGAGACCAGCGUGGACCUCAUUACCACAGGAGACUUCAUGUCUCGCUUCUGCUCAAACCUGAGCCUGCCCAAACAGGUGCAGAUGGCCGCCACCUUCAUCGCCAGGAAGGCUGUGGAGCUCGACCUGGUGCCCGGCAGGAGCCCCAUCUCUGUGGCUGCAGCAGCCAUUUAUAUGGCCUCCCAGGCAUCUGCAGAGAAGAAGACCCAGAAAGAAAUCGGAGAUAUCGCCGGUGUCGCAGAUGUUACAAUCAGACAGUCGUAUCGGCUCAUCUACCCACGAGCUGCUGAACUUUUCCCUCCAGACUUCAAAUUCGACACACCUGUCGACAAGCUGCCCCAACUGUGAAGACGUCCCCGACACAGUGAUAUUUUUCUGCUGUGCUUACGAUUGUAUUUGUUAUUUUAUUUGUAUUGGAUUUUGAAGCUUUCUCUAGUUCUUUCUAAGACUACAAACCUUUACUGAGACAUUCAUAGGAAAUAAAACACACACAUUCCAGGGCUUACACAAGCCGCUUGCAGACUGUACUUAACAGUAUUUCAUUUGCGUGUAUAUACUUUAUUAUGUAUAUAUGUCCCAGUGGGGGAAACGUAAUUGAUGCUUGCAAUUUUCUGCGGCUUUCAUACUGUAUACAUAAAAUGUUGUUUUUGUAGAAAAACGACCAGGUUCUAUUUUGUUAGUUGGUUUGAACUGUUCCAAGUAAUUUAAAAAUGAUUUUCAUUAAAGCAUAGUGCUCAUGGUUUGAACAACAUUAAACAUUUGUUUACAUAAA
Monopterus albus (swamp eel) is the source of this 1480-nucleotide messenger RNA. RefSeq names its product general transcription factor IIB (gene gtf2b). Gene Ontology annotation, biological process: RNA polymerase II preinitiation complex assembly; transcriptional start site selection at RNA polymerase II promoter; RNA polymerase II core complex assembly. The transcript has 7 exons. Lineage: Eukaryota; Metazoa; Chordata; Actinopteri; Synbranchiformes; Synbranchidae. Gene Ontology annotation, cellular component: transcription preinitiation complex; nucleus. Bases 16 to 1056 code for a protein of 346 amino acids. Gene Ontology annotation, molecular function: TBP-class protein binding; acetyltransferase activity; RNA polymerase II general transcription initiation factor activity. The record is from RefSeq and is a predicted model, not a curated record.